AUGCCUGCCACUCUUUGGAGGAGGUCAUCUGGCCUUUCUUCCUGUGUUACUUGGAUGUAUAGCUUAGAAAUGAUUGCAUAUGCUUCAGAAGUUUGCCGUAAAGAAUAUCAAGCUCUGGGAAUGUCAAUUAUCAGCACAUCAUGGGGUAUUGGAUUAGUCAUUGGUCCUGCUCUUGGAGGAUUUCUUGCUCAGCCCGCAGAGAAAUAUCCAAACAUAUUUUCUACCGAUUCUCUUUUCGGAAGGUUUCCAUACCUCUUACCUUGCCUUUUGAUAUCAAUCUUUUCUCUAGGAGUAAUUGCCGUUUGUUGCUUGCUUCCGGAGACACUGCACAGUCAUGUAGGAAAUGGCGAAGAGUGCAAUGAUUCUGUAGCGCUUGGGGCGGCUGCAUUCGAGUCUAACUCUCCUCGGAAAAGCCUACUGAAAAAUUGGCCCUUGAUAUCAUCUAUUAUUGUGUACUGUGUGUUCCAACUUCAUGAUAUGGCCUAUGCAGAGAUUUUCUCAUUAUGGGCUGUUAGUCCUAGGAAGAAUGGAGGAUUGAGCUUUUCCACUGCAGAUGUUGGUGAAGUUCUUGCAUUUUCAGGUAGUAGAUACCAGCCAGCAUCAUAUAAUUGAUUAAACAUAUAAAAUUUUGUCCCUUGUCAGGUUAACAAUAUCAAUUCCAACGUUGUCAGAUGUUAUGCAUAUAUCACUCACUUCAUCACUUUGUGUUUGGUUAGUGUUCAAGAACUGAAGGGACAUGUAUAAAGAGGCAGGAACAUGUAUAGUUGAAGAGAUAUUUCUGUACUCUCGAGACAUGUCCCUGCUAUUUCUUUUUUUUCUUUUUUUUAUCUGAGACAGAAACCGAAAGCUAUAGAUGUAGGCUUGUCAUUAGUUGUGACUGUGCAUUAUUGCUUCACUUUCUUUUUCCAUUAAUUUCCUUUUU
Messenger RNA from Populus euphratica (Euphrates poplar), 922 nucleotides. Its product is annotated as protein ZINC INDUCED FACILITATOR-LIKE 1-like. The record is from RefSeq and is a predicted model, not a curated record. NCBI's taxonomy places the organism in Eukaryota, Viridiplantae, Streptophyta, Magnoliopsida, Malpighiales, Salicaceae. Gene Ontology annotation, biological process: transmembrane transport. Gene Ontology annotation, molecular function: transmembrane transporter activity. The transcript has 7 exons. Bases 1 to 612 code for a protein of 203 amino acids.